Molecule: messenger RNA, 246 nt
Organism: Anisakis simplex (herring worm)
Lineage: Eukaryota; Metazoa; Nematoda; Chromadorea; Rhabditida; Anisakidae
Source: the annotation of a GenBank genome assembly
GCACAAGGUGAAGUGAAAGCGUUGAAUACGUUCUUCAAUUUAAUGGCGACCGAACCAGCUCGUGCAUUCUACGGCCUGAAGCAUAUCGAAAUGGCGAACGAACACUUGGCGAUUGAAACUUUAUUACUGUCUGAUUCAUUGUUUCGUUCGAACGAUAUAAAACAACGUAAGAAAUACGUCAAUUUGGUCGAAUCAAUCAAGGAACAAGACGAAUUCCAGUGGAAUGAGCUCAACCUCACUUAUUGA